GUCAGCGGACCACGUGGCUACAGCAUAUGCACAGGGCGGGAUGCCCGCAUAUCCUUUCCUCCUCACAGACGCAGAAGACUUGCUUUUAACCACCGCGGCGGCAUUGCGGCAAUCUGGAGAAGAAAUUCAUGGGGUACGCACUACUGCUGGGCUGGGCGAGCUAUAGUUAGAACGAGCUUAGGUCUCAUCAGCAAGCAAGCAAGCAAGCGAGCAAGCGAGCAAUUGGAUUGCACCCAGGGAUGGCGGCGUGGGUGGAUUCCGUGGAUGGGCGGACGGAGCGAGCUCUGUCCUUCAUCUCUCGGAGCUUAUCGGACGUGCAAAGGAGCGCGGAUCAGGACUUCAAGCUGAUGAAGGCGCGGGCCAAAUCGUUCCGGGAUCUGGCCAGCACCCUAGACAAGGAGUGGGAGAAUUUUAGGUUUCCAGUCCCGGGCAGCAGUCGCGAUCUCCUGGGGAGAUUUAAGGAGAGGCAGCACGCGUCGCCGGCUCCUCUGGCCAUUUCUCCGCUCACAGCCAUCUCGGCACAGGUGGAGGACGUGGAAUUCAUACGGAGGUUGCGGCCCACGCUCUCCACUUUCAGGAGAAUCCAGUCGGAUCCCAACUUCGUCAAGCGUGAUGACUCCAAGAGGAGCAGGGACAGGAUGGAUCUGUCCAUGCUCAAGAAGGCUCUUGCUCCCUUGGCCAGCGAUGGCGAUGGCGACGAUCCAUCCACUACUUCCUUGGAGCAGCGCUCCCCUUGGGUCAAGGGCGACAAUGCGAGCUGGAGGUGGCGGGAGAGGGGCACAGGCACCAGUGCCAAACGGACGAGAAAGAUGGUGAAGUUGCCAGCCUCAGAGGACUGGGAGCCUCUCAAACGAAUGAAAGAAGGACUCAGGGAUUUGGAAUCGACUGCGGCCAAGAGCAAGACGCCCUCCGAGUUCCUCGAGAACGUCAAGAAGACGGAACUGUUUGAGAACGUCAAGAGCAGCCUGAAACUCACUCUUCCGAAUUCCGAUGGUGCGAGAAAACUUACAGAGGAGCCUGGAAAGGAUGUGGCGCCCUUGGACGUUCCCGAGCUGCUGGAGAAUCUGGUGAGGCAAUCAGAGCCUUUCCUCGAUCAACUCGGCGUGAGAAAAGACGUCUCCGUGAGCUUCUGUAAGAUGCUGCGGCGGUGCAAACGCGCAUCCAGCGGCAACGCGGAGCUUGUAGCAACGUCGACAGAGUCAGAACCCAAGGACGACCUGGACUUGAGGGUCGCUAGUGUUCUGCAGAGCACAGGGUACAGGUACAGAGGUGGAAUGUGGAAGGAGGGUACUGAAGCUGCGGAUUUGCCAGACGAUGGAAGGCGUAAAAUCGCAAUCGUGACGACGGCAAGCUUGCCAUGGAUGACAGGAACCGCUGUUAAUCCUUUGUUCCGUGCGGCAUACUUAGCCAAGGACGGGAUGAGAAAUGUGACCUUGCUCAUUCCUUGGCUUUGUAAGAAGGACCAGGCUCUGGUAUAUCCCAGCCACAUGAGCUUCAACACUCCCGAGGAACAGGAAUCGUACGUUCGUACUUGGCUGGAGGAAAGAAUUGGAUUCAAGGCGGAUUUCAAGAUUGCAUUCUACCCCGGCAGAUUCUCGACGCACAAGCGAAGUAUACUGGCUUGCGGUGAUAUCUCGCAGUUCAUACCCGAUAAAGAAGCAGACGUCGCGGUUUUGGAGGAGCCGGAGCAUCUCACGUGGUACUACCACGGGAGAAGAUGGAACAAGAAGUUCAAGGACGUGAUUGGCGUGGUCCACACCAACUACUUGGAGUACGUUCAACGCGAAAAGAACGGUGCCUUGCAAGCGUUUCUACUCAAGCACAUCAAUAAUUGGGUGGUCGGCAUCUACUGUAACAAGGUAUUGCGGCUCUCCGCUGCUACACAAGAGCUGCCGAAAUCGCAAGUUUGCAACGUCCACGGCGUGAGUCCCAAGUUUUUGGAGAUUGGGAAGAAGGUGACCGUGGAAACAGACUCUGGCAAGUCUGCCUUCACCAAGGGCGCUUACUUCCUCGGCAAGAUGAUAUGGGGAAAGGGGUACAGGGAACUUGUUAAUUUACUAGCGCAAUACAAGCAGGACCUGGCGGACUUGAAGCUGGACGUUUAUGGUUCCGGAGAAGAUGCGGCCGAUGUGAAGUCGACGGCUCAGAACCUUGGCCUGGGCAUAAAUUUCCAUCAAGGCAGAGACCAUGCAGACGAGUCUCUACACAGCUAUAAGGUGUUUAUCAAUCCAAGCGUGAGCGAUGUGGUGUGCACGACGACGGCAGAGGCACUGGCCAUGGGAAAGAUCGUUGUUUGCGCCGAUCAUCCGUCCAACGAGUUCUUCCGGGGCUUCCCAAACUGCCUCACUUACAGCAGCCCCACGGAAUUCGUGGAGAAGGUGAAGGUGGCCAUGGCGUCGGAGCCGGUGCCGCUGUCGGCCGAGGAGUGCCAUCGCUUGUCGUGGGAGGCUGCAACCGAGAGGUUCCUGGAGAUGACAAAGCUGGACAGAGGAAGCGCGAGUGAGCAGCAGGCAAAGGCUGGAGCAGCGGUGAAGCGGCCAAUGACACUGUCCAUGUCGCUUCCAAACUUGCGGGAUGUUGUCGAUGGCACUCUGGCACUGGCUCACUUCGUAGCUUCGGGAUUUGAGCCGGCAAGGCUGGUGUCUGGAGCGAUCCCUGGAACGAUGCAUUGCAGCGUGGAGCAGAGCAAGGAUCUGGGCUUGCCACCUCCAUUGUUUCAUGGUUUUUAAGUUCGCCAUGAAAAGGAGGGCAGCCAUGUCACCAAAGAGAAUAUAAAGUUUGCCGGAACCUUUAA
This is a messenger RNA of Selaginella moellendorffii, 2794 nucleotides long. RefSeq names its product digalactosyldiacylglycerol synthase 2, chloroplastic. Lineage: Eukaryota; Viridiplantae; Streptophyta; Lycopodiopsida; Selaginellales; Selaginellaceae. The transcript is spliced from 7 exons. Gene Ontology annotation, biological process: galactolipid biosynthetic process. Gene Ontology annotation, cellular component: chloroplast outer membrane. Bases 240 to 2729 code for a protein of 829 amino acids. Gene Ontology annotation, molecular function: digalactosyldiacylglycerol synthase activity. The record is from RefSeq and is a predicted model, not a curated record.